Molecule: messenger RNA, 429 nt
Organism: Orbilia oligospora ATCC 24927
Lineage: Eukaryota; Fungi; Ascomycota; Orbiliomycetes; Orbiliales; Orbiliaceae
Exons: 1
Coding region: 1-429 (142 amino acids)
Source: RefSeq, a predicted model, not a curated record
AUGGGUACCAUAAACCUCAAAAUCCCAUUUCUUAAUUUUCUCUUGGUGACCACUAUCAUCACGGCACCAAUAUUUGCUAUAGCAUACCACUCUUCAAUAGUCGAAGCACUAUCUACACCGAAGACCAAAUGCAACCCGAGAUGCACGGCGAAGAAGGAAAGAGCUCGAUUAGGGAAAAUGCCAACACCGAAAUCAAAAAGACUAUGGCAAAGACGAAAGAAAUCGUUAAAAGAAGGCUUCACGCCGAUUUUAGAAGUUGAAGAAGAAGAUGAAAAGGGUGUAGUCAUGGAAGAGAAGAUAAAUGAGGACGUAGAGGAAGUAGAAGAGAAGGAGGAGUUGAACGGGAUUCCGGUUAUAGAUGGAAUUCAGUCGCAGGUGACUGAUCCAAAUCACGAUACCCAAGGCCUCGCGCAGGAUCGUGUAGGUUAG